CCGGAUAUGCCAUCCCAACGCAGCUGAACUUCACCAAGAUGGACAAGGCGCCGACGAACCCCCGACGCGUCGACGUAGGCAACGACCGGUAUCCGUUCAGCAUCGUGUGGACGCCGCUACCGCUGAUUUCAUGGUUCUUCCCGUUUAUCGGACACAUGGGGAUUGCAGACUCGAACGGGAUCAUCUACGACUUUGCCGGGCCGUAUUACAUUGGCGAAGACAACUUUGCUUUUGGCCGGCCAACGCGGUACCUCCAGCUGACCCUCCCUGCUUCCGUGAGUGAAGACGCGUGGGACGAAGGAGUGCGACAGGGGUGCGACGUGUACAAGAAGCGCAUGCACAAUAUUUGCUGCGAUAACUGCCACUCGCACGUUGCGCGAUGCCUCAACUCAAUGGGGUACCCAUGCGUGUGGGGUUCCAACUGGAACAUGGUAGUCUUGUGCUUCUACUGUUUGUUCAACGGGGGCUUCGUCAACCUGCGAGGGUUUCUACUGACGUGGGGUCCGUUCUCAAUCAUUGCAGCCAUCUUGCUGUGCAGUAUUGUGUUCAAUUGAGUCGAUUUGUCCAUUUCCAAUAUCAUGACUAUCUCUGGGGAACGAAGCCCCGCGCUCUCGCUAAUUUUUCCGCCAGAAUGUCGCGCUGGGUUUGCAGGCCCGCGAUCGGUGUGAG
This is a messenger RNA of Aphanomyces invadans, 669 nucleotides long. RefSeq lists its product as hypothetical. NCBI's taxonomy places the organism in Eukaryota, Oomycota, Saprolegniomycetes, Saprolegniales, Verrucalvaceae. The record is from RefSeq and is a predicted model, not a curated record. The coding region runs from base 39 to 554 and encodes 171 amino acids. The transcript has a single exon.